Microtus oregoni (creeping vole) is the source of this 2779-nucleotide messenger RNA. Its product is annotated as calsenilin-like. Bases 142 to 891 code for a protein of 249 amino acids. Gene Ontology annotation, biological process: negative regulation of transcription by RNA polymerase II; regulation of potassium ion transmembrane transport. The transcript is spliced from 9 exons. NCBI's taxonomy places the organism in Eukaryota, Metazoa, Chordata, Mammalia, Rodentia, Cricetidae. The record is from RefSeq and is a predicted model, not a curated record. Gene Ontology annotation, molecular function: potassium channel regulator activity; RNA polymerase II cis-regulatory region sequence-specific DNA binding; DNA-binding transcription repressor activity, RNA polymerase II-specific. Gene Ontology annotation, cellular component: nucleus; voltage-gated potassium channel complex.
AAAAGGAGGGGUGCAGGCUAGCCCCACAUCUGUCUCAGACCCUGGCCUUAGGACAGUCUUCCUGGACAGGAAGGGGGUGAGAACCUGGAGCACCCAUCCCCUGUCAAGGCCCAGGAAUUUCUGUCAGGUGAGCAGGAAGCAAUGAAGGCGUCAGAUGGCAGCCUCCUAGGAGACCCUGGGCGCGGACCGCUGAACAGAAAGGAAGGCCUCAAGUGGCAGAGGCCAAGGUUCACCCGCCAGGCCCUGAUGCGCUGCUGCUUGAUCAAGUGGAUCCUGUCCAGUGCUGCCCCGCAAGGCUCAGACAGCAGUGACAGUGAACUGGAGCUGUCCACGGUGCGCCACCAGCCAGAGGGCUUGGACCAGCUGCAGGCCCUAACCAAGUUCACCAAGAAGGAGCUGCAGUCCCUUUACCGAGGCUUCAAGAAUGAGUGUCCCACGGGCCUGGUGGAUGAAGAGACCUUCAAACUCAUUUACUCACAGUUCUUUCCUCAGGGAGAUGCUACCACCUACGCACACUUCCUCUUCAAUGCCUUCGAUGCUGAUGGGAACGGGGCCAUCCACUUUGAGGACUUCGUGGUUGGGCUCUCCAUCCUGCUCCGAGGGACGGUCCAUGAGAAGCUCAAGUGGGCCUUCAAUCUCUAUGACAUUAACAAGGAUGGUUACAUCACCAAAGAGGAGAUGCUGGCCAUCAUGAAAUCCAUCUACGACAUGAUGGGCCGCCACACCUACCCCAUCCUGCGGGAGGACGCACCCCUGGAGCAUGUGGAGAGGUUCUUCCAGAAAAUGGACAGGAACCAGGAUGGAGUGGUGACCAUUGACGAGUUUCUGGAGACCUGUCAGAAGGAUGAGAACAUCAUGAACUCCAUGCAGCUGUUUGAGAAUGUCAUCUAGGACACAUGGGAGGGGACCCUGAGUGGUCAUUGCUUCUCAGCCUGGAGAAGCCUCAAUCCUGCCUCAUACAAGCGGCCUCUAUGAGAAACAUUUUUCUAAUAUAUUUGCAAAAACUGAGCAGUUUACUACCAAGACAGACACAGACAGAGUCUUUCUCUCUCACUCUGUCUCUCUCUCUGUCUCUCUCUCUGUCUCUCUCUCUCUCUGUCUCUCUCUCUCUGUCUCUCUCUCUCUGUCUCUCUCUCUCUCUGUCUCUCUCUCUCUCUCUCUCUCUCACACACACACACACACACACACACACACACAUGGUUUCUCUGACUUGGCAGAGGAGGUGGCAGCCAGAAGGUACUCCUAGUUCUUCCCAGAUCAAUAAAUGGGACUGCCUCUGGGGGUCCCUUCUGUCCUUUCUACCACUUGGGAGACCAGGCUACUCCCUGCCCAUGGACCCAUGUUCCUAGGAAGCUCCCAGAAACCAUACAGGGGCCCAGAGGGAAGAGGUCUGAGCAGGGGAGAAAUAAUGAUAGAAGCUGAGCCUGCAGCUUCACGCUGAUGUUCCUCUGGGGUCCUGGAACCCCAGUACCAGAUCACCUAUUUUGGGGUGAGCUUAGAUCAUGAGGGACCACUGGGCUAUGUCCUUAAAGAACAGAGCAGGAUUGAGGUUUUUGGAGAAGCUGGGGGAACAAUUUGUCCACACUAUUGGGUGAUGGAACAUCAACUGGCCAAUGGGGAUGUGGUGGGCGGAGCUCUUGCAGCGCCCAGCACCAGGCUGGCCUCUCCAAGGUACUCUUUGGUUCUGGUGGGGAGGGGUCACCUGGCUCAGGAACUGAUAACCAAGAAGCUGGACUGUAAUGGGAAAGGCCUGGUAGGGGUAUUCCCCUCCUCUUCCCUGGCCACUUGCCACCCAGUUCCUUGGCACGGCAGAUCUUUCACAGCUCUGUGGCUGCCCUUGAAUAGGCUCAUCCCAACCCAAAAAAAAGCACAAACACCCUAACAGCUCAGGCCAGGCCCACAGAGGAGGCAGGGGCCCCUGAUUGGGGGAGACCUGGCUCUCCUCAGCCCUGACUCGGUGGCAUGAGGAAGAUGCUCGGAAUCCAUCCUGUGCCUCAGAGCCGUGGGGUCUCAGAGCUCUUUCCCAGCCCAGCUCGCCAACAUUCUAAAGCACAAACCAAGGACUGUGCUUGCCUGGGCUGCCCCCUGGGAAUGGGAGGCCAUGUCAGCUCUAAGUUGAAGCUAGCCAUGAGAACUGGGGGCCUGUGACCAGGCAACAGGUCGGCAGACCCUCAGGAGGAGAGAGAGCCUCUCCUGCCUGCCCAGGCCUCCCCCAUAAGGGACUAAGUCCCAGGCAGCAUGUUCCCCAAAGGAACAUUCCCACAGAGUACAUUCCAUCAACUGCAGCCUAGUCUCUGCUCAGGCCCAGCUCCGAGAGUCCAUGGUGUUCCCCGAGAAGGUCAGCCCAUGGCUAAGGGGGGCCCUUAGAGGAUAGGCAGGGUGACCAUGGCCCCCCAUACACAGGUGGAUCCCCUUCUCAGGGCUACACUGACCCCAUCUCCAUCCUGACUGGGGACCCCUUUACCCCAUAUAGAGGCCAUCAGCUUUCCCUGGCUCAGGGACCUCCCCUCCCCCAGCCUGGUCCCUCCCACUGGGGUUCCUACACUGGUGAGAAGCCAAGGCCAAGGGAGAAAGUUACUACUCAGCUCUAACCCACCCCACCCCUUAGCCUCUGGCUGCACGCCCAACCAGGAGGGGUCUGUACCCCUUGCAGGGACACAGACUGGCCGCAUGUCUGCAUGGCAGAAGCGUCUCCCUUGAGUGCAGCCUGGGAGGGGGGUUCCUGUCUCAGGGGCCCACCAAUAUUCAGUCCUAUAUAUUUUAAUAAAAUAAACUUGAC